Osmerus eperlanus (European smelt) is the source of this 9650-nucleotide messenger RNA. It is a transcript of the gene fbn3, whose product is annotated as fibrillin 2b. Bases 1 to 6825 code for a protein of 2274 amino acids. The transcript has 51 exons. The record is from RefSeq and is a predicted model, not a curated record. NCBI's taxonomy places the organism in Eukaryota, Metazoa, Chordata, Actinopteri, Osmeriformes, Osmeridae. Gene Ontology annotation, molecular function: calcium ion binding.
AUGAAGGAUCGCGGCCGGCCAAUCGGCUGCUCCUGGAACAGCAGGAGAGAGUGUUCAUCAGACAUAGAUGAGUGCCUGACCCCAGGUAUCUGUAUGAACGGUCGCUGUAUAAACUCGGAGGGCUCGUUCCGCUGCGAGUGUCCGCCCGGCCUGGCCAUCGACGUGGACGGCAGGGUGUGUGUGGACACACACAUGCGCACCACCUGCUACGGAGCCAUCAAGAUGGGCACCUGCUCGCGGCCCUUCCCUGGGGCCGUCACCAAGUCAGAGUGCUGCUGUGCCUCCCCCGACCACGGCUUUGGAGAGCCCUGCCAGCCCUGCCCCGCCCGCAACUCAGCUGAGUUCCAGGCAGUCUGCAGCAGUGGCAUCGGCAUCACAGCUGACGGCAGAGACAUCAACGAGUGUGGCCUGGACCCAGACAUCUGUCAGAACGGGAUCUGUGAGAACCUGAGAGGAAGCUACCGCUGCAUCUGCAACAUCGGCUACGACUCAGACUCCUCCGGAAAGAACUGUGUUGACAUUAACGAGUGCCAGGUGAACCGUCUGCUGUGUGAUAAUGGGCUGUGCAGGAACACACCAGGAAGCUACUCCUGCUCUUGCCCCACCGGCUACAUCUUCAGACCAGACUCCGAGACCUGCGAAGACAUCAACGAGUGUGAGUCCAGUCCUUGUGUGAACGGUGUGUGUAGGAACGUAGCCGGGUCCUUCCACUGUGAGUGUUCCCAUGGCAGCAAGCUGGACUCCACCAACACCAUCUGUGUGGACAGCAUGAAGGGGACAUGCUGGCUGAACAUCCAAGAUGGCCGCUGUGAGGUGAACAUCAACGGAGCCACGCUGAAGUCAGAGUGCUGCUCCACCCUGGGAGCCGCCUGGGGGAGUCCCUGUGAACGCUGCGAGAUCGACACCGCUUGUUCCAGAGGAUUCGCCCGCAUGAAGGGGCUCACCUGUGAAGACAUCAACGAGUGCGAGGUGUUUCCGGGCGUGUGCACUAAUGGGCGCUGUGUGAACAGCCAGGGCUCGUUCCGCUGCCAGUGUGCUGAGGGCCUCACCCUGGACGGCAGCGGGCGCACCUGCGUGGAUGUCCGCAGCGAGCAGUGCUUCAUGAAGUGGGACGAGGACGAGUGUGGAGAGCCGUUGCCGGGGCGAUACCGCGUGGACAUGUGCUGCUGCACGGUGGGCGUGGCCUGGGGCGUGGACUGUGAGGAGUGCCCCAAACCAGACUCCCCUGAGUACAAGAGCAUCUGCCCCAGGGGACCCGGGUUCGCCAACCGAGGAGACAUCCUGACCGGAAGACCCUUCUACAAAGACGUGAACGAGUGUAAGGUGUUCCAGGGUCUGUGUUCCCACGGAAACUGCAGGAACACCAUCGGAAGCUUCAAGUGUCGCUGUAGCAACGGCUUCGCUCUGACCAUGGAGGAAAAGAACUGUACUGACAUUGAUGAGUGUCGUAUAUCUCCUGACCUGUGUGGUCAUGGCACCUGUGUGAACACACCUGGGAGCUUUGAGUGCGAGUGCUUCGAAGGCUACGAGAGCGGAUUCAUGAUGAUGAAGAACUGCAUGGAUAUUGAUGAGUGUGAGAUCAACCCUCUCCUGUGUCAUGGAGGAAGCUGUGUGAACACAGAGGGGAGUUAUGACUGUGAGUGUCCUCCUGGACACCAGCUCAGCCCUGACGGCUCCUCCUGCGAAGACGUGAACGAGUGCCAGCUCAGUGACACUCUGUGCAGGAACGGGGUGUGUGUUAACGUGGUGGGCACGUACCAGUGUUCCUGCGACACAGGCUACCAGCUCACCCCUGACAGGCAGGGCUGCGUAGACAUUGACGAGUGCACCAUCAUGAACGGGGGUUGUGACACCCACUGCACCAACUCUGAGGGCAGCUAUGAGUGCAGCUGCAGCGAGGGCUACGCACUCAUGCCUGACCUGAGGACCUGUGCAGAUAUUGAUGAGUGUGAGGACAGCCCGGACAUCUGUGACGGAGGCCAGUGCACCAACAUCCCUGGAGAGUACCGCUGCCUCUGCUACGACGGCUUCAUGGCCUCCAUGGACAUGAGGACCUGCAUCGAUGUGAACGAGUGUGACCUGAACCCCAACAUCUGUCUCCAUGGUGACUGUGAGAACACUAAGGGCUCCUUCAUCUGCCACUGUCAGCUGGGGUACUUCGUCAAGAAGGGAUCCACAGGCUGUACAGACAUCGAUGAGUGUGAGAUUGGAGCUCAUAACUGUGACAUGCACGCCGCCUGUGUCAACGUGCCUGGAAGCUUCAAGUGUCGUUGCCGUGAUGGCUGGCUGGGAGACGGCAUCAAGUGUGUAGAUCAGGACGAGUGUUCUGCAGAGGACCACAGCUGCAACCCCAACGCUGACUGUGUCAACACCCCCGGGUCGUACCGCUGCUCCUGCAAGGAGGGCUUCAACGGAGAUGGAUACUCCUGCUCUGACAUGGAUGAGUGUGCGGACAACGUGAACCUGUGUGAGAACGGCCAGUGUCUGAACGCCCCGGGGGGGUACCGCUGCGAGUGCGAGAUGGGCUUCACCCCCACCGAGGACAGCAAGGCCUGCCAGGACAUUGACGAGUGCAAUUUCCAGAACAUCUGUGUGUUUGGAACGUGCCAGAACCUUCCGGGGAUGUUCCGGUGUGUGUGUGACGAUGGUUACGAGCUGGACCGCAGCGGAGGGAACUGUACUGACAUCAACGAGUGUGCGGACCCUGUGAACUGCAUCAACGGCUUGUGUGUGAACACCCCAGGAAGCUACCUGUGUAACUGCCCGCCUGACUUUGAGCUUAACCCCACCGGAGUGGGCUGUGUGGAUGUUCGCGUCGGCAACUGUUUCCUGGAUACGCUGGCGCGUGGCGACGGGGGCAUCUCCUGCAGCGCUGAGAUCGGCGUGGGUGUGACCCGGGCCUCCUGCUGCUGCUCUCUGGGCGGAGCCUGGGGAAACCCCUGCGAACUCUGCCCCGCCGUCAACUCCACGGAGUACAAGACCCUGUGUCCUGGAGGAGAAGGAUUCAGACCCAACCCCAUCACCGUCAUCCUGGAGGACAUAGAUGAGUGCCAGGAGCUGCCGGGGCUGUGCCAGGGGGGGAACUGCGUCAACACGUUUGGCAGCUUCCAGUGUGAGUGUCCAGCAGGAUACUACCUCAACGAGGAGACACGCAUCUGUGAGGACAUCGACGAGUGCACGGCCCACAUCGGGAUCUGUGGUCCAGGAACCUGCUACAACACGCUGGGGAACUACACGUGUGUGUGCCCGCCAGAGUACAUGCAGGUCAACGGGGGAAACAACUGCAUGGACAUGAGGAAGAGCGUGUGCUACCGGCACUUCAACGACACGUGUGAGAACGAGCUGUCUUUCAACAUGACCAAGAAGAUGUGCUGCUGCGCCUACAACGUGGGCAAGGCCUGGAACAAGCCCUGUGAGGCCUGCCCCACGCCUGCCACCUCUGAGUACCAGCUGCUGUGUGGGAACCAGGCUCCCGGCUUCAUCAUAGACAUCCACACGGGCAAGCCCAUCGAUAUUGACGAGUGCAGGGAGAUCCCGGGGAUCUGCGCUAACGGAGUGUGUAUCAACCAGAUCGGGAGCUUCCGCUGCGAGUGUCCUAUGGGCUUCAGCUACAACAACAUCCUGCUCAUCUGUGAAGAUAUUGAUGAGUGUAACAGUGGAGACAACCUGUGCCAGAGAGACGCCAGCUGUAUCAACAUCCCAGGCAGCUACCGCUGCGAGUGUUCCCCCGGCUUCAAGCUGUCCCCCAGCGGGGCGUGUGUGGACCGUAACGAGUGCCAGGAGACUCCUAACGUGUGCAGUCAUGGGGAGUGCAUCGACACCCAGGGCAGCUACCGCUGUCUCUGUCACAACGGCUUCAAGGCCACAGUCAGCCAGACCAUGUGCAUGGACAUCGAUGAGUGUGACCGUCAGCCCUGUGGUAACGGCACGUGUAAGAACACGGUGGGCUCCUACAACUGCCUCUGCCUCCCCGGGUUCGAGCUCACGCACAACAACGACUGCAUGGACAUAGACGAGUGCAACUACCUGGGCGGCCAGGUGCAGGUGUGCAGGAACGGCCAGUGUAUCAACAGCCUGGGCUCCUUCCAGUGUCUCUGCCAGGAGGGAUACGAGCUCUCUCCAGACGGCAAGAACUGUGUCGAUAUUAACGAGUGUGUGAGCCUGCCUGGCACCUGCUUCCCUGGAACGUGCCAGAACCUGGACGGAUCCUUCCGGUGCAUCUGCCCUCCUGGCUUUGAGGUGGACAACGACCAGUGCUUAGAUAUUAACGAGUGUGAGGCGGAGCCUAACACCUGUCAGUUUGGUACCUGCACCAACACCCCUGGGAGCUUCCAGUGCAGGUGUCAGCCUGGCUUCGUGCUGUCAGACAACGGGCGACGCUGCUUCGACACCAGGGAGAGCUUCUGCUUCACGCGCUUCGAGGCGGGGAAGUGUUCGGUGCCCAAGGCCUACAACACCACCAAGGCCAAGUGCUGCUGCAGCAAGAUGCCCGGGGAGGGCUGGGGAGACCCCUGUGAGCUCUGCCCCAACGAGAGAGAGGCAGCCUUCGACAGCCUGUGUCCCUAUGGCCAUGGAGCUCUUCCUGGACUGGGAGACACCCGCGAGGACAUGAACGAGUGUCUGGAUAACCCAGGUAUCUGUCAGAACGGCUUGUGUAUCAACACGGACGGCUCGUUCCGCUGCGAGUGUCCCUUCGGAUACGACCUGGACUUCACUGGGGUCAACUGUGUCGAUAUUGACGAGUGUAACAUAGGGAACCCUUGUGGGAAUGGGACCUGCACCAAUGUAGUGGGAGGGUUCGAGUGCUCCUGCCAAGAGGGCUUUGAACCCGGACCCAUGAUGACCUGUGAAGAUAUAAAUGAGUGUUCCCUGAACCCCCUGCUGUGUGCGUUCCGCUGUGUCAACACCUUCGGGGCGUACGAGUGCAUGUGCCCAUCUGGAUACGUGCUGCGAGACGACCAGCGCAUGUGUCGAGACCAGGAUGAAUGCUCCGAGGGCCUGGAUGAUUGUGAGUCGAAGGGGAUGAGCUGUAAGAACCUGAUAGGCACCUUCAUGUGUAUCUGCCCCCCGGGCAUGCAGCGAAGACCGGAUGGAGAGGGGUGUAUGGACCUGAACGAGUGUCGGGCCAAGCCGGGGAUCUGUAAGAACGGACGGUGUGUGAACCUGGUGGGCAGCUACCGCUGUGCGUGCAACGAGGGCUUCGAAGCCAGUUCCACCGGGACCGACUGCAUUGAUAACCGGCAGGGCUUCUGCUUCACCGAGGUCCUGCAGACCAUGUGCCAGCAAUCGUCCACCAACCGGCGGAGCGUCACCAAGUCCGAGUGCUGCUGUAAUGCCGGGCGAGGCUGGGGCCCGCAGUGUGAGCUGUGCCCCUUACCAGGGACCGUGCUGUACAAGAGGAUGUGCCCCCUGGGGCCCGGGUACACCACGGACGGCAGAGACAUAAACGAGUGUCAGGUGAUGCCAGACCUGUGUAAGAACGGACAGUGCAUCAACACCAUCGGCUCCUUCCGUUGUCACUGCAACACUGGAUACUCCACAGACUACACCGGCACUGCCUGCAUCGACAUGGACGAGUGCUCGCAGUCCCCCAAGCCGUGUAACUUCCUGUGUAAGAACACGGAGGGAAGCUAUCUGUGUUCGUGUCCGCGAGGUUACACCCUGCAGCCUGACGGCAAGACCUGCAAAGAUCUGGAUGAGUGCUCCUCCAAGCAGCAUAACUGCCAGUUCCUGUGUGUCAACACCAUUGGAGGCUUCACCUGCAAGUGUCCUCCAGGGUUUACCCAACACCAGACUGCCUGCAUCGACAACAACGAGUGUGCAGGGCAGAGCAGUGUGUGUGGCUCUCGUGCCUCCUGUCUCAACACACCUGGGAGCUUCAACUGCGAGUGUUCUAAAGGCUUCUCCUUGGACACCACCGGACUGGAGUGUGAGGAUGUGGAUGAGUGUGGCUCUAACCACCGCUGCCAGCACGGCUGUCAGAACAUGCUGGGAGGGUUCCGCUGUGGCUGCCCCCAGGGAUACGUGCAGCACUACCAGUGGAACCAGUGUGUGGAUGAGAAUGAGUGUUCUGGUGGGAGUAUGUGUGGCUCUGCGUCGUGCUACAACACGCUGGGCAGCUUCAAGUGUGUGUGUCCGUCCGGCUUCGACUUCGAGCAGGGCGCGGGCGGUUGCCAGGACGUCAACGAGUGUUCCCAAGGCAACAACCCCUGCAGCUUCGGGUGCUCCAACACUGACGGGGGAUACCUGUGUGGAUGUCCCGGGGGUUACUACCGGGCAGGGCAGGGACACUGUAUAACAGGAGCCGGCUUCCAGGGCCAGUUUGGGGGUGAGGGUGAGGGUGAUGGUGAGGACAGCCUGUCUCCUGAGGCGUGCUACGAGUGCAAGAUCAACGGAGACGCCAGCAAGAACGCACGCCACCGGCGCCACGCCGGAGAGAACGAGCUCAACCAGGACGUGAGCAUGGCCAGCGUGGACAUCCAGUCUUCCAUCCCCAUGAACCUGAGUGUGUCGUCCCUCCUGCACCAGCAGCCCCUCCUGGAGCUCCUCCCGGCCCUGCAGCCGCUGGAGCGCCACAUCCGCUACGUCAUCACCCGCGGCAACCAGGCCGAGCACUUCCGGCUGACGGAGCGGCGAGACGGGACCAGCGUCCUGCGUCUGGGCCGGAAGGUUCCGGCGGCCGGCUCGUACCGCCUGGAGAUCGCCAGCGUGCCGCUGUUCGGCCCGCGCCGCUUGAGGGAGAUGGAGGCAGAGCACGAUGAGGAUUACCUGCUGGGGGAGAUCGGAGAUGCCCUCCGCAUCAAGCUCGACAUCCACCUGCACUGAGCUGCCCCUCACCUGAUCCCUCUCUCCCCCACCCACGAUCCCCCUCCUCCUCCACCCAUGCCCCCCCCCACACACAGUAACUUGGGUGGGGGCUAAGACUGAAACCCCCCCCCAGAUCCCAAUCUUCUAAGUUGUUGACCUUGUUGUUUUGUUUAUGGUUUUUGUAUUUCUCACCCCAACUACAUCCACCCCACCCCUCCCUACACACACACCUCUCUCCCAAUGUAGUAACCCUGUGUAGUAUUGGUAACCUUGGCAACACUGGGUAGUCCAAAGCCCCCAUCUCCUCCGGCCAAUCACAUGUUGUGGGGAGAAAAAGUCAAACGUUUGUUUUUUUCCCACCCUGCUCAGUAUAGUUUUUUUUUUUUUUCUUUACAAGUCAUUUAACGUAUUUGUACUGUUUGAAAAUGUUCACACGAAGGACUGCAACAUUUACACAAAGUUUCAGGUUUAGCAUUUUAAGACAAAUCUAGGGAAGCGUUCCAACCCGUCAUCGUUAAGCAGUGACAGGCAGGGAUUCCCUGGUGUGUGUGUGUGUGAGCGCUGUCAUCCAUUACCUCAUGGGUUUGCAGAUCUGCAGCUGUGUUGUAGUACUUCUUGCUAACAGUAGAGGGCGCCAGCGCCCCUCAGAGCACCCCAGCAGCCCUCCUAAGCCACAGGAAAUAGAGGAGGUAGAAGUCCCUAACGACUGAUCCAGGACCUGAUCUCAUGCACCUGCAGUGAGGGUGGUAAUUUAGGGGGUGGUUGGGAUGGGUAUAGCUUAGCGAUUACAGCAUUUGACUGCAGAUAAGGAGAUCACAGGUUCAGAUCCCCCUGUACGUCGCUUUGGGUAAAAUCUGCCGAAGGAAUGAAUGUAAUGAUUAGGCUGUGAGGAUUCCGACAGCAGCUUAGUGGUUAAGAUCAAACAUUCUCUCCUUUAUAAGGGACAUUUUAGUGCUGGUGCUACAGUUCAAUCAGGCACUAAAACUGCUCUUCGAACUAAAACCAGGGACUCUGAUACACAGCGAACCCUGUUCUGUGGUUCAACCCCAGUUAACCCCCACCGCUUAUCUGGCACGUUUCAUAUCACUGCUGUUAGCUGGUGCGCUGACGUGGGGUUCGAAUCCUAUGACUCCUGGGUUAACCAACACCCACCCAGGAGAGCGCAGCUGGAGUGAAUAUCUAAUACACUAUAACAUGGUACACUUAAGUCUGGUCAGUUAUUGAAGGUUGGGACAUUUAACACAUUUAUACACACACACACAGGGGUGAACAGCAGACCUCACUACAGACAGGUAAUCCUUCAGGUCAACUGUCAAUGUUUUUUUUCUCAAAGAGAAAAAAAAGGUGCUAGUUAAUUCCAUCUCUUUCGCUGUACAAAGGAAAUGCAGUCUUGAAUCUCGAUUGCAAAAGUGACGUUUAGUUUUUUCUCUCGUUUGGUGUUUGUCUUUUGUAAUGUCUCAAUGCUGAAAACCAAUAUUAUCAAACUCGCUUCUUGAAAAUUAAAUUGUAUAUUUUUAAGUGAAAUGUAGAUUGUUUUUCUGAUGUACGUUCUGAUGAACACCAGGCUGCCAAACCAAAUAACUUUGUUGUAAGCUCCCAAAAGGCCUUGCGUGUUCAAACGAGUUGGUUCGGUGAAGCUGGUUAACGCGGUGUUUAUGAACCGGUCGUGACGUGCGUGGUUGCCUAAGAGACUGCUAACAGAACAGCCUAGCUAGCAUCCUACAGCAUAUUUUUGCGGAUCUGUCCACACAGUUUUACAAAUUGGUGCUCCAAAUUAUUGUUUUACAUUACUGAUAAGCUAAUGUGCAGAAGUUGUGAAACAUCUGUUAACUGAUUGGUUAGGCUAUAGAAGUAUUUUCUUCAACUUUUACCCAGGUAAAACCCGUACGCUGUUACUAAGAAAAUGUACCGAGUCAAACGCAGUCGUACAUUAAGGACUGUAUUGAAAAAUUAAGCUACGCACAGUCCGUAAAAAUGCGCAGUAGUGUGAACCAGGCCGGCGCAAAGCGAUGGAGUGAACCGGCCUUUAUAACCACUGUCUACCUGUCUCAAUCACGGUCCGUCCAGAGCACACAAUACUAGUUAACGGUGUCAAGGGUGAGGUAGUUACGACUCGAGGGAAUUACUGGUCAGGGUGAUAUUCAUUGGUGCUGUGCCCUCACCUCUAUCAGAGGAGCUGGUGUUCUUUCUAUGGGAUGUGUUUCUAUGUUGUCAGCCUCUGUACAGUGUUGGGAGGUUGACAUGGUAACCAGAAUACGGAUCAACGCAAACACGCGCCCAUCUCAUUAUAGUAUCCAUGGUGCUGGGGUCAGCUCUGGCUCUGAGUAUCCAUGGUUACAGCACUGUCACUAGGCCUUCUCCUAUAUUUAUAUCAUAAUCAUUUUGUCUAACAUGGGAGUUUUGUAUACUUCGUAUCUUUGUUUUGACUGUUUUUUAUUUGCCACUAUGUUAAAAAGAGAAUGUUGUGUGUGUAUACUGUAUCUUAGCUUCAGUGUCGAACCUGAAACAUUUGAACGUUUUUAGAAAGCAUGUGCAGUCUACGCGACCGUUCCGAAAUGAACGGAGUGUGACGUCGCAGCGAAACCACCUAUCGGUUGCCACGACAAUCGUUGUAAACCCACAAUGUCCGCCAGAUCCAUCGCGAAUCACUAGCAAUCUAAUCUGCGAGGAUGUCCGCUGUUUAAACACCUUCAGUGUGUUAGUUCACAUUAACCCCUGUGGCGCUUGUAUCAAUCAGGGUGACCACAAUCACAAUCCCUGCAAAUUAACUGGUCAUCUUGUGACUUUUUUUCUCCUUCAGAAAACAUAAAUGGCAAUAAAAAGUGUUGUGGGUUAUAUUUUUA